CUCUCUCUCUCUCUCCCAAUUUCUCAGCUGUAUCUCCCUUUCUCUGUCUCUCACUGUGUCCUUAUCACACCACCACAUCCCCAAGUCCAUCCCCAGAGCCAGAAUAACAUCUCUCUUUCUCUCUCACUCACAUACGCAGAAAUCUAGAACCACCCUUUUCUCUCUCUAUACUCAUAUACUGAUUCAUAUAAUCACACAGACACACCAUAUAUAUAUUGUUUGCUAAUAGUAAUGGCGGGAAACGAUUGGAUAAACAGUUACCUGGAGGCGAUACUGAACGUGGGGCCAGCGAUCGACGAUGCCGGUAAGAAGUCGUCUCUGUUGCUUAGAGAGAGAGGUAAGUUCAGUCCCACACGCUACUUCGUCGAAGAAGUCAUCACCGGUUUCGAUGAGACUGAUCUAUAUAAAUCAUGGGUUCGAGCUCAAGCGACUCGGAGUCCUCGAGAGAGGAAUACGAGAUUGGAGAAUAUGUGUUGGCGGAUUUGGAAUCUGGCUCGCCAGAAAAAGCAGCUUGAGGGAGAGCAAGCUCAGAGGAUGGCCAAACGUCGUCAAGAACGUGAGAGAGGGCGCAGGGAAGCGGUUGCUGAUAUGUCAGAAGACUUGUCAGAGGGGGAGAAGGACAUUUCAGCUCAUGGUGAGAGCAAUAGAGGCCGACUGCCCAGAAUCAGUUCUGUUGAUACAAUGGAGGCCUGGGCUAGUCAACAGAAGGGGAAAAAGUUGUAUAUUGUAUUAAUUAGCCUUCAUGGUUUAAUACGGGGUGAGAAUAUGGAGCUGGGUCGUGAUUCCGAUACCGGUGGCCAGGUGAAGUAUGUUGUGGAACUUGCAAGGGCUUUAGGCUCAAUGCCGGGUGUUUAUCGGGUUGAUUUGCUGACUAGACAAGUAGCAUCUCCAGAUGUAGAUUGGAGUUAUGGUGAGCCCACAGAGAUGCUUCCUCCGCGAAACUCAGAAGGUUCGAUGAGUGAGAUGGGGGAGAGUAGUGGCUCAUAUAUCAUUCGUAUUCCGUUUGGUCCAAAAGAUAAGUAUAUACCGAAAGAACUUCUGUGGCCUUACAUCCCUGAAUUUGUUGAUGGUGCACUUAACCACAUAAUACAGAUGUCCAAAGUUCUUGGCGAGCAAAUUGGCGGGGGACAUCCAGUCUGGCCUGUUGCAGUCCAUGGUCAUUAUGCAGAUGCAGGUGACUCUGCUGCUCUUCUAUCUGGCGCCCUGAACGUGCCCAUGCUUUUUACCGGCCACUCACUUGGUCGAGAUAAGUUGGAACAACUUUUGAGACAAGGCCGACUAUCGAAGGAUGAAAUAAAUUCCACAUACAAGAUAAUGCGGAGGAUCGAAGCUGAGGAGACAUCGCUUGAUGCGUCUGAAAUAGUCAUCACUAGCACCAGACAGGAAAUAGAGGAGCAAUGGCGUCUGUAUGAUGGUUUUGAUCCAAUACUAGAACGUAAACUACGAGCUAGGAUUAAGCGUAAUGUGAGCUGUUAUGGGAGGUUCAUGCCUCGCAUGGCUGUAAUUCCCCCUGGGAUGGAGUUCCAUCAUAUUGUUCCACAUGAUGGUGAUAUGGACAGCGAAACAGAGGGAAAUGAAGAUCAUCCUACUUCUGCAGACCCACCUAUUUGGACUGAGAUUAUGCGCUUCUUUUCCAAUCCACGGAAGCCUAUGAUACUUGCCCUUGCUAGGCCUGACCCUAAAAAGAAUCUUACAACCUUGGUAAAAGCAUUUGGGGAAUGUCCUCCAUUAAGAGAGCUUGCUAAUCUCACAUUAAUAAUGGGUAACCGAGAUAACAUUGAGGAAAUGUCGGGCACAAAUGCUUCUGUUCUUCUUUCGAUACUUAAGCUUAUUGACAAGUAUGAUCUCUAUGGUCAAGUGGCGUACCCUAAACACCACAAACAGUCUGAUGUCCCUGAAAUUUAUCGUUUAGCAGCAAAGACAAAGGGUGUUUUCAUUAAUCCGGCUGUCAUUGAGCCAUUUGGACUUACUCUGAUUGAGGCGGCAGCUUAUGGUUUACCUAUGGUUGCCACAAAAAAUGGAGGUCCAGUUGAUAUACAACGGGUACUUGAUAAUGGACUUCUUGUGGAUCCCCAUGACCAGCAUUCUAUUGCCGAUGCUCUUUUAAAGCUUGUUGCAGAUAAGCAACUUUGGGCAAAAUGCCGGCAAAAUGGCCUAAAAAAUAUUCAUCUAUUCUCAUGGCCAGAACAUUGCAAAAUUUAUCUGUCUCGAAUAGCGAGUUGCAAACCAAGGCAGCCACGGUGGCUAAGAAGUGAAGAUGAUGAUGAAAAUUCAGAAUCAGAUUCACCAAGUGAUUCUUUGAGAGAUAUAUCAUUGAACUUAAAGUUUUCAUUGGAUGGAGAGAAGAAUGAAAGUAAAGGAAAUGUGGAUAGUUCUUUAGACUCUGAAGAUCGAAAGAGUAAGUUAGAGAAUGCUGUUUUGCAUUGGUCAAAGAGUGUCCUGAAGGGCACUCAAAAAUCUGGGCCCAUAGAUAAAGCAGAACAAACUUUCAGUACUGGUAAGUUCCCAGCUUUGAGGAGAAGGAAGCAUAUAUUUGUAAUUGCUGUGGAUUGUGAUAGUGUUUCUGGUCUAUUUGAAAGUGCUAGAAAGAUAUUUGAGGCAGUAGAGAAGGAAAGGACAGAAGGCUCAGUAGGAUUUGUAUUGGCCACAUCUUUUUCCAUGUCAGAAAUCCAUUCUUAUAUGGUUUUGGAGGGCAUGAGCCCGACUGAUUUUGAUGCUUUUAUCUGCAACAGUGGUGGUGAUCUUUACUAUUCAUCUCCUCAUUCAGCUGAUAACCCAUUUAUAGUUGACUUAUAUUACCAUUCACACAUUGAAUACCGCUGGGGUGGAGAAGGCUUGAGGAAGACUUUGGUGCGCUGGAUGGCUUCUAUUGCUGAGAAGAAAGGUGAAAAUGAAGAACUAAUUAUUACGGAAGAUGAAAAGAUUUCAGCAGACUACUGCUAUGCUUUCAAAGUUCGCAAGCAAGGAGUGGUUCCCCCUGUUAAGGAGCUCCGGUCGCUAAUGAGAAAUCAGGCUCUCCGUUGUCAUGUUAUUUAUUGUCAGAAUGGGAGUAAGAUUAACCUAAUUCCUGUACUAGCAUCUCGUUCCCAAGCCCUCAGGUACUUGUAUCUACGAUGGGGUAUGGAUUUGUCGAAGGCAGUGGUCUUUGUUGGAGAAAGUGGGGACACUGAUUAUGAAGGAAUGCUUGGUGGUGUGCACAAGUCUGUCAUAUUGAGGGGAGUUUGUAGCGGUGCAAGGAGUCAACUUCAUGCUGGCAGAAGCUACCCACUUUCCGAUGUUGUGCCAUUUGACACCCCCAACAUUGUUGAGACUACUGAAGACUGCAGCAGUGCAGAUCUCCGAUCGUCUUUAUACAAACUGGAGGUCCUCAAAGGAUAGAAAGCUACACUGUGCCUGUAUAUAUGUAUAUACAAUUUUAGCUGAAAUAAACCUCCCCUAUACUUGGUCUUUCCAUGUUCCUUCUGCACCCACCCGCAACAACCUGGAGAAUUCCCAUCAGUUGACUUGUCGCUGAAGUGGGUUUCUUGGUUUCUUAUGGAGUAGCAAGAGGAAAGAUUGCAUUAUUUUGUCUUCUCUUCAAUAAUCAAUCCUUGGUUGUUUGUAUUGGCGUACAAGCUCCUAGUCGAAUCUUGUAUUGUAUAACAGUUUGUAAACCUUUUGUAUAACAGUGUGUGUGCCAUUGGCACGGCUCUUCAUCAUUCUGGGGGAUUGUUAUUAAAUUCUACCCAGAUAUAUGGAAAUGUUGGUUUUCUUG
This is a messenger RNA of Ilex paraguariensis (yerba mate), 3754 nucleotides long. The record is from the annotation of a GenBank genome assembly. NCBI's taxonomy places the organism in Eukaryota, Viridiplantae, Streptophyta, Magnoliopsida, Aquifoliales, Aquifoliaceae.